AAAGUUCUUUUCACCGACCGGCCGGACCCUUCCCGUCUGCUUCCUCCGCGUUCCCUCCGAUCUCUCUCGCCGGAGAGGAGGAGGAGGGAAUGAAAUCCUCCGGUGCCGGCGCUCGCACAGUAUGUCUAGAGCUGCUGCGGUUGAGCUCAUCGAUGUUGUCGUGUUGAAAUCGGGCUACCCAUUUCGCGUCCUGUGUAGUUUGAGCUCGACUGCGGUUCGUCUGACCGAAAGGAGUAGUUUUUAACUUGUUAUGUGGGCUGUGGAUGGAUCCGAAGUCGCCUUCGAAAGUCAAGACCUCUAGUGCCGGAUUUGGGCGUUAUAGGGGGGCGCUGAAGAUUGGUGUCGUGAUUGUUCUUGCUGGGUUGUCGUUGUUGUUGUUAUUGAGUGGUUGGCAUUUGGGCUGGAAAAGUGUCGUGUCUCGUGAUCCUGGACGGUCCUACUUUACGGUUGUCGUGGACUGUGGAAGCACCGGCACGCGUGUGAACGUGUAUGAGUGGAUGUUGAGAGGUGCAAAUGAAUCGGAGCUGCCGGUUCUGGUGAAUUCUUACCCUGAUAGUUUGAUCAAGAACCAGACUUCCAACAGCUCCUGUCAGUAUCACUGUCUGCAAACUGAGCCCGGUUUAGAUAGGUUCAUUGGCAAUGCUAGCGGAGUGAGGGCUGCUCUGGAACCGUUGAUAAACUGGGCAAAAAAGUGGGUGCCCGAAGAAAGACAUCCGGAGACUCUGAUUUUUGUUCUCGCGACUGCUGGACUCAGGAGGAUGGCAGUUAAGGAUGCAACGAGGGUCCUGGACGAUGUCGAAGCUGUUGUCAGGGAACAUGCGUUUGUUUAUAAGAGAAGCUGGAUAAGGGUAUUGCACGGAAAAGAGGAGGCAUUCUAUGGUUGGGUAGCUCUGAAUUACAAAAUGGGGAGACUUGGAAAUCAAUCUAGGUUGAGCACUUUGGGGCUUCUCGACUUGGGAGGUUCCUCGUUGCAGGUAGCAAUGGAAGUACAUGAUUCAGUGAACCAUGAGCAGUUGGUAAGACUGAAGGUUGGUUCUAUCGAACAUCGGGUAUUAGCCUACUCGUUUCCAGCAUUUGGAUUGCGAGCGGCAUUUGAACGGACCCUCGUCAUGCUAACACAAAAUGAAACACUAAGACAGAGGGAUGGUAACUAUAUCCUUAGCCACCCUUGUCUGAAUCCAAACUAUGUGCAGAACUAUACCUGCUAUAAUUGCCACGCAGUGAAUACCACUGAUGAAAUAUUUUUGGGCAGUACAAAGCAAAAGGCAGAGUUUAGUAUUAUGAAUGUCAUUGGAGAUCCAAACUGGGAAGAGUGCAGAAUGCUUGCAAGGGCUGCUGCUGCCAAUUCAAGUUACUUAAAGCACUCGUCUGCAGUAGUUGGUAAAAGCAGGAAAGAGGACGUCUUUUACCACAAUGGUGGUGACUGGCAAAACAUCACAGGGGUUGCCCUGCCUGAUAUGGCUUUUCAUGCUUUAUCAGGAUUUUUUGCUGUUUACAGUAAGUUAAGAUUAAGCGGUAGAGCUAAUUUCACACGAUUGCUGGAGAAAGGUCAUCGACUAUGUUCAGAAUCAUGGAUCAAUUCAAGCCACAUCACUGAACAUGGAAACUAUGGAGGACAAUUUUGCUUUCAGGUGCCUUAUUUGGCGUCGCUUAUCGACGAGGCGCUCCAUGUCGGUGACAGGCAUAUCAUAAUCGGUCCAGGGGAUAUAUCUUGGACUUUGGGAGCUUCUUUGGUCGAGGGCAAAUUUAUACAAUUGCGUCCCUUCAAAGCCGAGACGGCACUGUCGUCUUUUAAAAUUAAAACAGUGGGCUCCAUCCCAUCCCCUGUUUUUCUCUUUGUCCUACUUUUAUGCUUGGGAGCUUUCGUUUACCGUCGACAGAUCAAGCUGCCUAUGCCCCAAAAGAAGGGUGCUGCUGGGAUUUCACUGCCAUUAUGUAAUCCUAGACGCCAAAGAAGCCUAUAAUUUUGACCAUGGUUACCUCGGUCUUUGUAGAUACUAGAUACUCCAUACGAUCAUGUACCUUCCCUCGACAGUCUGAGUUUUUUGCAUCCUUCUAGGUUACAGAAAAGAUUCAUUCCAUUGUAGUACAGAAUUUUAGUAUUUCUAUUUCUAUCGCAAUUCCCUUUUUCUUUAUGGCAA
This is a messenger RNA of Eucalyptus grandis, 2141 nucleotides long. Its product is annotated as probable apyrase 7. Gene Ontology annotation, biological process: nucleoside diphosphate catabolic process. The coding region runs from base 264 to 1964 and encodes 566 amino acids. NCBI's taxonomy places the organism in Eukaryota, Viridiplantae, Streptophyta, Magnoliopsida, Myrtales, Myrtaceae. Gene Ontology annotation, cellular component: membrane. The record is from RefSeq and is a predicted model, not a curated record. Gene Ontology annotation, molecular function: nucleoside diphosphate phosphatase activity. The transcript is spliced from 3 exons.